GGGCCUCAGAUUCGCUCAGCUUUAGCAUAUAGCCACUAUAAAGCACUACCCUGGUAGCCACCGGACAGUAGGAUCGCUACCUCUGAGGAGACAGAGAUCAUGAAUUAUGCCACUGCUAACGGGCUAGAAAAGCUAACAUCUUUCUGACAAAACACACACGCACACUACGUCAGAGAGCAGGCACUAACUUGUCACGCGCAAAACGUUCAACUGCAGACUGACAGCAGCUCACAUCGGGCUACUACAAAACAGCGAGCCGUACGACAUCGCAUGGGGGAACACGUUUCGGGGUGCAAGGUGCUGGUCCUGGGGGAGGCUCUGCAGGUACUGUACCUUCCAUACCGCAGGUAAAAUGGGCCUGGCUGUGCCUCAGGCUGAGCCUGCCAUGGGGAGUCAGCAGCAGUUAGCAGCAGUCAGCAGCAGUUAGCAGCAGCAGUUAGCAGCAGUUAGCAGCAGCAGUUAACAGCAGUUAGCAGCAGCAGUUAGCAGCAGCUAGCAGCAGCAGUUAGCAGCAGCUAGCAGCAGUCAGUCGAAAGGAAUGUUCACAAAGCGCUGAAAGCAGAGGUAUGAGUAAUUCUAUUUACCUUUUUUUUGCAAAAUAUAUCCUUGUAAAGCAAAACCUUUUAUUCAGCGUAUAAUUGGAUUAAUGUAGAAUAAUAUACUAUAAUUUCCCCAGUUCCUGAGCUAUGUAUUGUCUGUUUUAUGCAAACUUCUUUGCUCAUCUUUAUCAAGGGUUUGUGAUCAUUUUGGAGGUAUCUAGGUCAAUGAUAGGUAAGGUUGUAAGAGGGGGAAAAAGUUUAAAAACUAAAAAAAUUUUAUCCUGAGCCACCACAAACAAUUUGGUGCUUUUAUAAAGGAGAGUUAGUUGCAUAAAUUUGUAUAGUAUGUGUAUUCAUUAAGUGCUCGUUUGGAAAACAUUACAUGUUGCAUUUGGCUAAUUAUGAAAUUUUAAUAUUAUUAUUUUUAAUAUUAACACAAUUUAAUAUGGAUUUUAUUUCAGUAAGAAUGAAGAAUUUUCUGUAGUAUGUUAUUGGUUUUGCACUGCAGUUCCAAAUAUAUAGUUCCUGCAUCGUUCAUAAGGACUGCGUUGCCUGGGCAAGUUCUUAAGCCCAAUGUUAAGACUCACCAAUAAAUAUAGUCCACAAGUGUGAUUUGAGGCUGAUCUGUGAAACCCACGCCUCCUGCUUCUUUUGCGCUGAUCUGGCUAAUAAAACUGGUGAGUUUAUUUCAUUUAGCAUUUUUCCUAAACUAGCUGAAGGCACGAAUCACCUCUUUUACAUGCAGAUCUUCCACCUCUAGCUGCAGGCGCACACUCCGCGUCCCUCCCAGCCCCCCCCCCCUCCAGUCCCGCGGACUACAGGUCAAGGCUGGAGACGUUCGGAGAGAUGUCGCAGGAGAACCCAUAUGAGACAUUGGGACUGGUGCACUCUGAAGAUUACAUUCCCAUGUGCAGGUCCCCGUCCUGGCCACGCCCACCAGUGUCUCCGCGCUCCACUGUGAGAGGUUCUCUGUGCAGGAGGAAGCUGCUGGUCUCUCUGGGGAUUCUCACUCUGCUCUCUGUGUCCUUCUUACUGGCCCUGUACUUACUGCAGCGAUCGACGCUGCAGGAGGCUCCCCACGGCACAGCCCAGGAACUCUCCACACUGCAGAAUGAUAUGAAGGAACUAAAGGAGACAUCUGCUCGACUGAUCUCAGAACUGCAGAUGGAAGUGGAGGAUCUGGACCAUUUCUAUGCCAGUGUGCUGAUGUGUGCCCCAAACUACAGCAGCCCGUUCAUCUUGGACAAAAUAAUGAAUAUGUCAAGAAAGAACGGAAUAAUCAUUAAACCAGCAUGGAGGUGGCUUCGAGAAGCUGCAGUGGAUGUGACUCUGGACCCUGAAUCAGCACAUCCCAGUCUCGUCCUGUCCUCAGACAGGAAGCAGGUGAGACUGGGGCCCAGGCGACAGGACCUGUCAAGCUCCGUGCACAGGUUUAGCUACGUGGUCUGCGUCCUGGCCAAGGAGGGCUUCUCCUCCGGGCGCCGUUACUGGGAGGUGAGGGUGCACAACAAGACGGGCUGGACUGUGGGCGUGGCCUCCAGCAGGGCCAACCGCCAGGGGUCAAUCCUGUUCCGCCCUCAAACCGGUUACUGGGUGAUGAUGAUGAAGAAUGAGGUGAUCAGUGCGAUGCGUGAACCCCCCUCCGCCCUCCCCCUCAGAGAGAGGCCCGGGACAGUGGGGGUGUACGUGGAUUACGAGGGGGGGCAGGUCUCCUUUUACGACGCGGAGGCCAGGACUCACAUCUACUCCUUCACUGGUUGCACCUUCACUGAGAAACUCUACCCAUUGUUCCGGCCUGGUCUUUCUGAAGCUGGCAAAAACUCCGCCCCACUGAUCAUCUCUCCUGUCAAUCACUUUCACUGAAUUAGGACACACCUCAAUUACAGGAAGCCAUAGUAGUUAUGUUUGGAGGAAUAUUUACCGAUAUACUGUCAUGUUGUUCAAAAUUAUUUUGUUUUUUUUUAACCGCAGAUGUAUAGAUACACUUUUUAGGGGUCUUAAAUUUUGGGGUUUGAAACAAUCUACUCUGGUUUGUGUGUGGCAUCUUUUUUAAUGUUCAAAAAAACCAUUGUAUUAAAAUUUGCAUUUGACUUCCCUUUUGAAUGCAUUAAUGUUUUUCUCUGAAUAUUUCUCUCCUUGGGCUCAAAACCACUACCCCCAGCUCACCCUGCAACAGUUUUUAAACUUUAUUUCUGUACCACUGGAAAUCAUGUUCAAUAUGUACUUUUCCAAAAAAAAGUAUUUUAUCCUGCCAAUUCAAAUGUGUCUUCAGCUGUUUGUCAUGUAAUGUGAAAACUUCAAUGCCUAUUUUAUCUUACCGCUCUCAUUUCUUUUCAUCAAAACAUAUAUAUCAAAUGACUAUAACAAAAAUGACUUAAUUUGCAAUAUGAAAAUGAUUACAUAAUGUUUAAAUAUAUUUAAUGUACAAUAAUACUAACAUUUCUAUUUACACUCAUAAUAAA
Messenger RNA from Anguilla anguilla (European eel), 3001 nucleotides. RefSeq names its product E3 ubiquitin-protein ligase TRIM39-like. The record is from RefSeq and is a predicted model, not a curated record. The transcript is spliced from 11 exons. Bases 1386 to 2402 code for a protein of 338 amino acids. Lineage: Eukaryota; Metazoa; Chordata; Actinopteri; Anguilliformes; Anguillidae. Gene Ontology annotation, molecular function: protein binding.